CCACCUCCUCCACCUCUGGUCUGCUGUCAACCAAUACACUUGAUGUCCUGAGAAGCAGAAGACAAGAAAGCGCCAGGAAAGCCGAUCAAAACAAAGCAGAACCUUUGGACAUGAAGACGAGAGCGGUGGAUGAAAUGAUGGCGAGAAUAAAAAGAGGAAUCAUCCUGAGGCCCAUCAUGAGAGUACAGGACGAUGACAGUGCGUGGAAGGACCAGAAGAGUGACAACAGAAAGUCAGCUAUCCUGGAGUUAAAAGGAAUGCUGGACAUCAUGAAACAUCAGAAACUCCGCAGAGUGCCAUCCAGACGGGGAAUGGGCCGAAAUGUUGGCGAAGCGGAGCUGCUGCAGGUGCUGCAGAGGAGGAGGAGAGCCAUGGGGGACCAGCAGGACCAAACACAGGAGCCUCAGACCGGUGCUCAGUGUGUCCCAGCAGCAGGAGACUGUCCCUGGGCUGGAGAGAGCAGCCGCGCCCCGGUGCUCCGGAGGCUGAAGCAGAACCGAGAGAAGAGAGACUCCCGCAUCCGAGCAUCAGCACUGAUCCUUGGACAAGAAAACUGAGAGCAGCUUCAGGAAGCCUCAUUGUCAGUGCUGCAGUUAUUGCAGGUCCCGCAAGACAUCUUUUUUUUGUAUUUGUUGGCGAUUUCCUGAAUAUCUCUUGUUUUACUUCAGAGAAACUGAAUGCAUAUUGGCUGAUUUAUUUAAUGAAUACAUCUAUGCACCGUUUGGUUCAUCAGUUACAAUAAAAUGUGGGUUGA
This is a messenger RNA of Notothenia coriiceps (black rockcod), 754 nucleotides long. RefSeq names its product shootin 2 (gene shtn2). Gene Ontology annotation, cellular component: cytoplasm; cell leading edge; axonal growth cone. The transcript has 7 exons. Gene Ontology annotation, biological process: positive regulation of neuron migration; neuron projection morphogenesis. NCBI's taxonomy places the organism in Eukaryota, Metazoa, Chordata, Actinopteri, Perciformes, Nototheniidae. Bases 111 to 557 code for a protein of 148 amino acids. The record is from RefSeq and is a predicted model, not a curated record.